This is a messenger RNA of Helianthus annuus (common sunflower), 888 nucleotides long. RefSeq names its product NDR1/HIN1-like protein 26. The transcript has a single exon. Bases 75 to 713 code for a protein of 212 amino acids. NCBI's taxonomy places the organism in Eukaryota, Viridiplantae, Streptophyta, Magnoliopsida, Asterales, Asteraceae. Gene Ontology annotation, biological process: defense response to other organism. The record is from RefSeq and is a predicted model, not a curated record.
UUCAUAAUAUAUAAGCAAUAAGCCUCUCACCACCCUUAACUUAGCCUUAUUAACUUCCUCUCUCAACAAAACAAAUGUCUCAAAUUCAAGAAAAAUCACCCCAACAUUGUGCCAAAAAGAAAGUUAUAAACAUCAACAAGCAUCAUAAAAAACUAAUCUACACAUUCACCACCUUUCUCCUCUCAAUCCUCUUACUCAUACUUGUUAUAUGGUUCAUACUUCACCCCUCCAAACCAGAGUUUGCCCUCAAAGAAGCCGAAAUUUACCAACUCGGUCUCUCGGGGUCUCACCUUCUCAACUCAUCCAUUCAAAUCACUCUUCUUUCAAAAAACCCGAAUCAAAAAGUUGGUAUUUACUACGACGAAAUCCAAGUUUACGCUUCUUAUAAAGGCCAACGGAUAACGCUUGAUUCGUCUAUCCCUCCUUUUUAUCAAGAAAACAAGGAUACCAAUCUUUUAUCAAUGGUUUUAGUUGCAAACGAGUUACCCGUGGACCCAUCUUUCGGUUAUGAAAUGGGUCGCGAUCAAAUGGUGGGAAGGUUGGUGUUAAAUUUAAAGUCGAAUGGUCGACUACGAUGGAAGGUAGGAACUUGGGUUUCUGGCAGGUAUAUGUUUAUUGUAAAUUGUGUGGUUGUUUUGCCUUUUGGUUCAUCUGCUGCACCUGCAGGUCCAUUGAUUUCUAAGCAAGGGGCUCAGUGUUUGACUACAGUUUGAGCAGCAAAUACUAGUAUAUAUAUAUAUAUAAGUUGGUGUUGAUUUGAAAAAAUGAAGAGUUUUCUUUAAUUAAAUAUGUAAAUUUAUAGUAAAGUGUUUAUGAUUGGUUUGUAAUUUGUAUAAUUGUAUAGCUUAUAUCUUCUGAUAUAAUGAGAUAGUUUCUCUUUGUUCUAUA